This is a messenger RNA of Loa loa (African eye worm), 1140 nucleotides long. RefSeq names its product beta-parvin. Gene Ontology annotation, biological process: actin cytoskeleton organization; substrate adhesion-dependent cell spreading; cell projection assembly. Lineage: Eukaryota; Metazoa; Nematoda; Chromadorea; Rhabditida; Onchocercidae. The transcript is spliced from 8 exons. Gene Ontology annotation, molecular function: actin binding. Gene Ontology annotation, cellular component: cytoplasm; focal adhesion; actin cytoskeleton. Bases 1 to 1140 code for a protein of 379 amino acids. The record is from RefSeq and is a predicted model, not a curated record.
AUGUUAGCUUCGGAUAUGACGUCUCGAUCGUCCACUGAUCCAACUUUUCCACAAAAGGGCACCAUCAGAAAGGAGAAGAAGGAUGAAUCAUUUUUUGAAAAGUUGGGGACUCUUGGAAGAAAAAAGAAAUCGCAACAAGUGGAACAAGAAGCUGAAAAUGAAGCUAUUGAAGUUGAAACAGAAGGAGCAAACGCAAUUGAUUCUACAGUUAUCCCGGUUUCAGCGACUCUGCAGAAUAUUAUGCUUGAAGAGGGUGAAGAAAAAAGACUGCUGACCAUGGAAUCCCGUGACGACCCACGUGUACAGGAAGUAAUACAGCUUUUGAUUCACUGGCUGAACUAUGAAUUGGCUUCGCAAAGAAUCGUUGUGAAACACAUACAGGAAGAUUUAUAUGACGGUCAGAUCAUACAGAAAAUUACUGAAAAACUGGCUAAUAUCAAGAUUGAAGUACCUGAGGUAUCGCAAAGUGAGGAAGGACAGCGGCAAAAAUUGCACAAAGUGAUUGAGACUGUUAAUCGCAUCAUCGCUCAAGGACAGUAUGAAAAAGCAAAGUGGAAUGCUGAUCUUAUUCACAAUAAAGAUACAGUAGCAAUUAUACAGCUGUUGGUUGCGAUUGCCAUAUACUUCCGUGCUCCUGUUAGAUUUCCGGAAUAUGUGAAUGCACAGAUCCUCAUUAUACAGAAAAAAGACAAUCAGCUGAAGAGCCGUUAUAUCACCGAGCAGCUUACAACAACACAGCCAGAACUGGGUGUCAAGGGUGAGAGAGAUGCUUUCGAUACUCUGUUCGACUAUGGACCUGACAAACUGGCUCAUGUAAAGAGUUCACUCUUGGCUUUCUGUAAUAAACAUCUUAACAAAAUUAAUUUAGAAGUGACGGAUCUGGAGAAUCAAUUCAAGGAUGGCGUUUAUUUGGUGCUUUUGAUGGGUUUAUUGGAGGGAUAUUUUGUUCCGCUUUACAGUUUCGAUUUGCAGGCAUUAACAUACGAGCAGAAAAUACAUAACGUUACGUUCGCGUAUCAGCUGAUGUAUGAAGCCGAUUUGCAACGACCACGCGCGAGAGUGCAGGAUAUUGUAAACGGUGAUUUAAAAAGUACGCUGCGUAUUCUUCAUUCGUUAUUUACACGAUAUAAACAUGUAUAG